ACGUCUGACCCCAAACAACAACAGUCUGUAUUCUCGCCGGUGGAGGUGCGCUGCUAAGAGCAUAAAAAAAAACACCUCAAACGAAAGCCAACGUGUCUGAUAGUACUUAUAAAAACAAAAAUGUUCUGCUCAUAAUUUGUAGAAAAGACAUGAAAGCAUAAAGAUUUUUAUUUUUAUAUUAUUUUUUAGAAAGAGAGACGAUCUCUCCCGACACUGGGCAAGGUGUUCGCCCCGUAGGUGGGGACGGGACCCUUGUUUCCGAAAAAUGGCAGUGUCCCUCACCCGAGCUUGCAGGAACAUAGCUCUCUCCACCUGCUUCCUGUCUUUUUGUUUCGGAAAUGUGCUGUGCCUUGAGUUCACAGUCGCAGAGAAGGAAGAAUGGUACACGGCAUUCAUCAACAUAACAUAUCAAGACCCUGUCACCUCCGAACUCAAAACCGAUAAAUCCGAGUGUGGUCGCUAUGGCGAACACUCCCCAAAGAAGGAAGCUCGCGGACUUGUUUUAUUACCUACCUUCUUUCGGGACAGACAAGGAUGUCACAUUAAUGUAAAAUUCCCCAUCGCCUCCCAGAACAUCGCCUGGGUGGCGUUGAUCGCUGCGGGGAAUUGUACGUUUCGGGAGAAAAUCAGCAAUGCUGCAAGUCGCAAUGCAUCCGCAGUUGUCAUUUACAAUGUGGGCUCCAACAACCCAAACGACACGAUAACCAUGCCGCACCAAGGCACCGGAGACAUAAUCGCUGUGAUGAUCCCGGAGCCAAAGGGGCAGGACAUUGUGGCGUUGUUGGAGCAGAGGGUCAUGGUCAUGAUGGACAUCACGGUGGGGACGCGGAACCUGCAGAAGUACGUGAGCAGAACCUCGGUGGUGUUUGUCUCCAUCUCCUUUAUCGUCCUCAUGACCAUCUCCCUGGCCUGGCUCGUCUUCUACUACAUCCAGAGGUUCCGCUACGUCAACGCGCGCGACCGCAACCAGAGGCGCCUGGGAGAUGCAGCCAAAAAGGCCAUCAGCAGGUUAGAAGUGCGAACCAUCAAGAAAGGGGACACGGAAAUAGAUUCAGAGUUUGACAGCUGCGCAGUUUGCAUUGAAAGUUACAAGCCCAACGACGUUGUAAGGAUCUUACCGUGCAGGCAUCUGUUCCAUAAACACUGCAUUGACCCGUGGCUGCAGGACCAGAGAACUUGCCCCAUGUGCAAAACCAACAUCCUCAAGGCACUGGGCAUUAUGCCCAGUGAAGAUGGCUCGGACGAGAUACCCCCAGAGUACGAGGCUUCCAUCGGGCCCACCAACGCAAUCACCGGGGCGAGCGAGAUGACGGUGAACGAGAGCUCGGUGGUGCUGGACCCAGUAGCAGGGUCCAUCAGCCUGCAGCAGCUCUCUGACCAGGAUGACUGGGUACCUCCUGCACCGGAGCACGGACCAGACUGUACUGGUGACUCCCCCCCACUGAGCAGCGGCCCGGACACCCCCAGAAUGGGGGCCCGCGCGGGGGACGAGGAGCAGCCUGCAGAGCCCCAACCGCUGGGGCAGAACUCUUUGGUGGAUUGCCACUCUGUGUCACCGGAUUAAUGGGAUCCCAUUGAUAGUUUGGACGUUGGUGACCGAGGAGAACAGACGACCCGCGUGUUACUUUCUGUUCUUCUUCUUUGUUGUGGACGAACACACCGCUGCUGGCCCUUGUGAUGACUGAUGUCACAGUCAACGGAUGUGGAGAAGAGAGGGAGGACUGUCCCUCUGUUAUUGUAUUGUGUCUGUUGAUGGGCCAACCACCUCCCCCCUCCUGCCUACUGUUGAUGGGACGGGCCUUAAGAGUUUUAAGGGACAUCAGAUGUGUGGGGGAGGGCUUCCUUAUUCCAAUACGUUUCAGUUGUCCCUUUUUGUUGUUUACGUUGUGGUUUUUUUUCUGCAUUAUAUGUGCCUUAUGUGAAUCGUUUUUUACUGCAAUCACAUUUCAGAAUGGAUUCUCUAUAUGACAUGCAUUCAUAGGGUACAUCACAACAGCGUUGAACAUGUGUCAAAGUGUCUGGUAUGUUCUCCUACCAGUGAAAUCCUUUUAAAAUGCCCUUAGGGAUAAGUUUAAAUAACCAGCAUGUUUGUAGAGUUUGUUCAAAUUUUGGUUUACCUCAAACAAAAUGAUAGGUCCAAUAUUUUUCGCUGUUUACGCCGUUAUGUCAGGUGUAUGUACACGUAUAAACGUAGUUCGAUAGCCAACUAAAUGUUAAACUAAGAGCGGAAGUUGGUGUUUAUAUUUGCCUAGCAAAUUACUAUAGGAACACGCUUCUCACUCAACUUUUAUUUUUAUAAUGUAUGCACAUUUUAUGAUAAAUAGGACUGUAUAUAGCACAUUUGUACCUCCUGUCAUUGGGUCUUAUGUUUUUAUCAGUCGAACUGCACCUAUUGAAUUUUUUUAUCCAUUUGUCCUUUAAUUUCUGAAACCCUAUGAAGUGUGGUGUGAAUGACGGAUAAGUCAAGCUGUCCUCACCGGUUGACAAUCAUGACUAGUCCCUCUACUAGUGCAUUUGUAAAAAGGAGGUCCCUAACUGCCCGUUGUCUUACUGUGGCUGGUUUACCAAGAAAAGCCACACAUCGAAUGGCUAUGGGCUGUUUGGGUGCUCACUGUAGCAUAUUGAAACGGUAUAUGUGCCAAACAUGUGGGUUAUUAUUAACAUGACUGUUAACAAUCUCAUAGAGAGAUAACCACUAGGAUGUCUACAUUACAGUUGUCUUGUCUGUGUGUCUGAAUUCAACAUAAUAUGUUCAAUCUAUGGCAUAAAAAUUGUGUAUAUUUUGUUAUGCAAAGUUUAUUUUUGUAAGAAAGUUACUACUGUUUACAAAAGCCCACCUUUUUUUUUUUGCAUUUACUGGGUGAAUUUUGGACGAUUUCUACAUCAGAUGAGUUUCAGGCUAAAAAGACAUUCGGAUUUAUCAUUACCUUAAUUAUAAUACUCAUCAACCCAUUAAUGUAAGAUAAGGAAAAUCCUAUAUCUAAACACAUUUGAUAUUAAGUUACUUAUGAAACCCCCUGGGAGAUAUUACCAGAAGACUUGCUGUCUUUUAAAAAGGCAUUGGUUAUUGGUGGACUACGUGCUCCAUUAUGUCAGGAUACUCAUUUAUCGGACACUUCCAUCCUAAACGAAAAUCAUCCAAGUCUCCAAAAGCAGAUUUUCCUUAGGAGCAGGUAGAAUUUUGGAAUCCUGCUCACGGGCGCCCAUCCAACCCAACACACAUCGGGGAUUCGACCCAGCCACUACAUUUUAAUUCCAGAUACAGUUGUCUGUGUACAGGUCUAAUUUCUACAAGAUUAACAAUUUGGUCAGAUUGCUUGUUGAAUUAAGAUUAAAAAGAACACUUUCAUUUUCUCAAAUCACAGCAUUCAGGAGACUAGGACGACUAAUACUACGACAAGUUUUUGAAGGAAUUGUGUUUGUAAGAGGAAAAAUUCACUGCUGCAUGGCAUCAAUAUAAUCAUCUGGAAAACAUCUUGUUGCCUUUAUCUUGAGCUCUAUUGUCAACAAAUGAUGUGGAUUAUCAUUUCUGACCUGUCAAUGGCAAAUGUUUGUUUAGUUGCAAUGAUAAAUCAUGAGCAGCUGGUCUUGUAUCAUAGGUUUAAUAUUUGUAUGCUCUGUUACGAUGGAUUUACGUUAAGUAGGGUGAAUGUCUCUUGGUUUUCCUACAUUAUAGUUCACAUCCUGUAAUUAGGAAAAGGAAAUUGUUGAUUUAAACCAACCACCAACAAACUAUAUUUUAGAAUACGUUUCAUCUGUGUUUUCCUUUGUCCUGUCUAUGUUAGGGUUUUUUAGUUGGUAUAAUAUAUUUUUAUAUACACCUUUCCCAAAUGCACUUUAUUAUUCCAAAAGAUGAGAAAGGGAGUAUGCUUUUGACUCCUGUAAGUCUUACUUGUGCAGUUUUAUGAGGGCUAUUGUAUCAGGAAUGGCGCUGGACCAAACUGUUGUGUUGCUUUGUGUGCCCUACAACAUGAAUUGCUAUUUUGUGAUAUGCUUAACUAUGUUGCAUGAGUUUGUAUACAUAACCGUUAAGGAGCCUACAAGAAAAGUAAACAUUCCUCAGAAUUCAACCCAUUUUUUUGUUUUUUUCCCUACAUGAAAAUCCCCCCAACAACUAGGUAAGUAUCUGUUUCUGACAUUCUGGUUUGGUAAACAGUGAUUCUAAGACUGAUUCUUUAUUGCCUUAUGGUCGAUUAAUGACAUCUAGUGGUAAAAAGAUGUUUAGCCCUACAACAUUACUAGGGCGUGUAGUUUCCAUCCACUUUCUGUGUGGAACUGCAACAGACUUCUUUGCUAACAACAGUUACUAUCGCAACAAUUUGUAAGUCGCUUUGGACAAAAACCUCAGCUGAUGUAAUGUAACAAGCAAACAUUAAGUUUGAAACAUUAUGCAAGGAUAUUUUUUUUAUUGACAUAUAAAAGAACAGUCAUAUAUUGUUUCCCAUUUUAAAUAGAUGCCAGCUGAAAUUAAUUUAGAAUAUACUGUCAUAAAAAAGAUUGUACAGAAUUAAAUUCACAGAAUAUCAUACAAGUGAAUGAUUUCAAAUAUUAACUUCCGUUGAAGAUAUAUAAAGGCCCGAGGUCCAUCCAGAAUCAUUGAGGUAGAGCCACCAACAUAGAUUGAUCAAAAAAAAAGUCAUAAAAGUCAGACGUGUUAUUCUUUAACGCUCAACGUCUGCCUCUGUGCCAUUGUAUAUAAAUCAACAGUGCAAAUUGAUUCCUCUGGGCAUCCAAUCAGAGAUGAGCACAGCUCCGGACAACUAGCCGCCUCUGAGGAACAACCUCUGGUAGUGGGCCGAGGAGACAGUGGCGUUCAGGAUGGGGGUCUUGGUGAACUCCACCACGCAGGGUCCCGUGGUACAGGGGGACGCCUCCAGCUCCAGGACCGUAACGUUGUUUGGGUCCGCCGUGCUGAGGACGCUGGCCGGCACAAAGAGGGUCACCUGGGGUCCCCGGGAGGGCCAGUAGCGCCCCAGGUUGACGCCGUUAAUCCAAACCUGGCCCUAAAAUGACAUGACACCAAAACAAGAGUCAAAUAUUGGGCCAUUGUUUUGGUUUGGAAUUACAUAACUCGCUACAUUGAGGGAAAAGCGAUCGGUGUGUGUUCUGCAUUUCUGAUUCAGAAUUGUAUACCGGUAUAUAUUUUAUUGUUUUGUAACAUCCAGGAAAGGAAACAUACAUUCUGUUCCUUCUCAAACUUACUUUGUGUAAUUAUGUAAUAUAAAAAGUCUAGGCCAUAUUAAUAAACCGUUUUACAAUGCCACGUGCCUUAAUCCAGCCCGGGAACUGAACGUAGGUGUCCUGGGGCAGGUUUGGGAUGCCAUCAGGUAUCAGGAAGCUUCCCCUGUAGAAGGCUGGCAGGGAGAAGCUGGUUGGCUGGCUGGAGCCUGGCACCUUGGUCUGUUGUAUGAGCCCCUUGCUGACUGCCUCAUCGAUAUUCAGACUGUACAUGGUCCAGCCACUCAGCACAUCUUUGCCUAAUGUCAAGUUGGACACCAAGCCCUGUAUCGUU
This is a messenger RNA of Gadus chalcogrammus (walleye pollock), 5512 nucleotides long. Its product is annotated as RING finger protein 150-like. The transcript is spliced from 7 exons. The record is from RefSeq and is a predicted model, not a curated record. Lineage: Eukaryota; Metazoa; Chordata; Actinopteri; Gadiformes; Gadidae. Bases 266 to 1564 code for a protein of 432 amino acids.